Messenger RNA from Stylophora pistillata, 2068 nucleotides. RefSeq names its product TNF receptor-associated factor 4. Lineage: Eukaryota; Metazoa; Cnidaria; Anthozoa; Scleractinia; Pocilloporidae. Gene Ontology annotation, cellular component: plasma membrane signaling receptor complex. Gene Ontology annotation, biological process: signal transduction; regulation of canonical NF-kappaB signal transduction; regulation of apoptotic process. Gene Ontology annotation, molecular function: zinc ion binding; ubiquitin protein ligase binding; tumor necrosis factor receptor binding. The record is from RefSeq and is a predicted model, not a curated record.
AAAAGGGUCAAAUAUGGCUCUUUUGGCUCCUGUGCAAAAUUGACAGGGAGAUUUUGUUAAUGCCUGAAAGAGACUUGCAUGUACCGGGCAUGACGGAGUUUUUUUCCAAAGAAAAAAAAAGCGUUGGAAGAGAUAAAGGAAUUUUCGUUGACUUGAUGAAUCGAUCGAUAGAUCAAGGCCAAUACACGUGAAAAAGAUAUGGUUAAAAGUGAGCAAGAACUGUAGGUCAUCAUGCAAAAGCUGCGUUAUUUUUUCUACUGUCACGAAGUCAUUCGUAACUACAUUACAAAAAUAACUUGAAGCACGGGUUAAAAUGUUUUUGGCUGGAUUUCAAAAUGGCGGAAUCUACAUCAAAUGAGUGCUGCGGUCCCUCAGGCCAAGACGAGGACUUUGUGGAACCAGUUGACGAGGAUUUGCAAUGUCCCAUAUGUCAUUUACCGCUAAAGGAGCCGGUUCUUACGAGAUGUGGCCACAGAUAUUGCAAGGAAUGUCUUGACGAGCACAUUAGAAGGUCGCCACUUCGCCCAAAAGAGUCUUAUAACUUCACUUGUCCGACUGACUGGCAGCAUCUGAACGCAAAAGAGGAUGUUUUCCCUGAUAAAGCAACCGAAAGGAAGAUUCUAUCUUUAGCGAUCAAAUGUCCAAGUGAUGGCUGUAAAUGGACUGGGGAACUAAGGAACAAGGAGGUACACUUGGGUAAUUGUCCUUUUCAUCGAUUGCCGUGUAACAACAGUAAAUGUCAAGAAAGAGUCCAAAGAAGACAUAUUAAACAACAUGAAAACGAGGAGUGUCCCUGGAGAAUCCUCAAUUGUUCAUACUGCUCUGAUCCGUAUCCAGAGUGUGAAAUGCAGGACCAUAUUAAAGAAUGCAAGAAGUUUCCAAUGACUUGUCCAAAUAGCUGUGGUAGUUCGAUCCCACGGGAUGAGGUUUCGACUCACACUAAAGAUGAAUGUCCGAGGACAAUCCUUCCCUGUCCAUUUGCAAGGGUUGGUUGUACACAAAAGUCGGACAGUCCCGGUUCAGGGGCGGAUCCUGGAUUUUUCCGUGAAGAGAGUGUAUUGCUUACGCCGAACAUAACUGAUGUUAGGGACCUUAAGCACCAGGACACGAGAUGUCUAGUGUUCGUACCUUCUGAGCCUUGUACGAGUCGAUCUUCAACUCCUUCUUCGAGUCAUCCAAAGACUUCAAAACAAUCAAAUGCUAUGCAUUGGACUGAAGAGCAUGGUACCCUAUUGUGCAGAGAAUGAUGAUGAGGGGAUGUUUAAUGCUUCUUGAAGCAUGAAAAGAUCGUUCUUUUCGACUCUGAAAUCUGCUUUGCACGUUGUAGGAUCGAUGGAGUUCAAAUCAAACUUGUUGUAAUCUUCGUAGCCAAAAGAUGGAUUUUUCGAGGUACUUUCUUCGUAUAACAGCACAAAUUCUUUUUCAUCAAUAACUCCGCUAUCGAACGCUAAAAGUAGCGCUUCUCGAGUUGCUUUAAAAGAGCACAUCUAAAAAAGUUUUUUUGAAGCUCGCGUCGUGUUUGGUGUCAAAGCUAAAGGACAAAAAGGUACCUAACACGACCACGUCCUAGUUCCAGGACUCUCCCGAUCAUCACGUCCGCGCUGUGGGUCUCGCGUCUUGGUGCUUAAGGUCCCUGUUAUGUUACUGAAGACGCGAACUGAACGAUGUCGAUUCAUUGCUAAAAACGUGACGUUUUGGUUAGGAUAAACUCUUCCAUCAAAUCUCAUGUUUCACUUCAAUACCAGAAAACCACAUCCUUUUUGUGUACAGAAUACUAGUUAUAUUAGAAGGCCGCAGGUCAGGGUAAGACGGAUGGGCCCAUUUUACCCUCUUGCAGCCAAUCAGCUUGCUUACUUUUCACGCUUUCGGAGCUGCUCAUGCAAUAAAUGACCUUUCCCUUCAUAGUUUCGUGGCGCUAAAAGAGAAUCCGACUGGUUUGAAUAACAGGCCAUGUGUUCUGAUACCGUUUUUAAAAAACAACUCUAUCCCAUGUUGAGCGCUCAAAAUAAUUUAUCAUCCGUUAAAGCUAUUUGUUAACAAGAAGUGCAUUUUCCUGUAGGUCCAGCGU